Molecule: messenger RNA, 1409 nt
Organism: Plodia interpunctella (Indianmeal moth)
Lineage: Eukaryota; Metazoa; Arthropoda; Insecta; Lepidoptera; Pyralidae
Product: inosine-uridine preferring nucleoside hydrolase-like
Exons: 8
Coding region: 122-1171 (349 amino acids)
Molecular function (GO): hydrolase activity, hydrolyzing N-glycosyl compounds
Source: RefSeq, a predicted model, not a curated record
UGCAACAGUCUGUUAGAUAUAGGUACAAUGCGAGAGUUAGCUAAUUUUUCUUAUGAAAAAAUUUGUUAUAGUGAUUGUAUAGUGUAGCAUAUUAUAGUUUUAAGUACAUGAAACUCAUAAGAUGGAUAAGAGGUAUAUAUACGCGGGGAUUUUCAUCGGUAUGUUACUUGUAAUGGCGCUGAUAACUGUGAUAUUACUGUUCACUCUAUUGUGGAAUAACAAGUCAGUGAAUGGGUCAAAACUUGUGAUUGAUCAUGAUGGCGGAGCCGAUGAUGCUAUGGCAAUAUUUAUUGCACUGAUUCAUGAAGAAUAUUUUGAUGGACCUCAAGUGGUAGCUCUAACUACCACCUUCGGGAAUGUUUACGAGCCACAGGCAUUUAUCAACACACAAAGAAUAUUGAAUAUAGCACAAAGACGAAAUAUACGCAUAUACAGAGGCAGCCAAACUCCAUUUAUUGAUGGUAUAGAAACUGACUAUUAUUAUGGUUUAGAUGGCCUUGGUGAUAGCUGUGAGGCUGAAUACGAACCCAUACUGCCACAACCUGAUCACGCUGUCCAUGCCUUACUUGAUCUAUCGAUAAAACACGAAGGGAAUCUUAUCAUUGUGGCAAUAGGAGCCAUGACAAACAUCGCUCUAGCCGUAAAGAUGGAUCCUCUCUUUAUAAGUAGACUUUCUAAACUUUAUGUUGGAGCAGGUUUUGUUGAAGGUCCUGAUCACCAAGAUGCGGAAUUCAAUGCAGCUAUGGAUCCUGAAGCGUAUUACAUUGUAACAAAAAAUGCCAACCCCAAUAAAGUGAUGGUAGUUCCUUUCUCUCAGGUUUACAGUUCCAUGAAUUUGACAAGAAAGUGGCGGGAGUCAACUCUAGGGGUGAUACCAACAAAGAUGAUGGAAGUACAGAACUGUUUUGAAAGAGUCUCCAUGUCAGGUAACUACACGGGCUGGACACAAUUGGACCCGGCAGUUAUGGCCCUCGCCCUUAACGACAGUCUCGUUGAGGAAAUAAAGUAUUCUAAUAACAGUAUUAUUUUAUGUGGAGAUAAGCGUAGUAUAAAUACGAAUGAAUUUACAUCAGUAUCUGAAGCUAAUGUUGCACUCCUGUAUUCUGGAAACCGAGAACAUUAUCAAGAGCUAUUAAUGAAUACCUUCACAGCGGAAUUGGAUCAGACAUAGGACAGGAACCGAAAUUUUACACAAAUUUAUUUAUGAACAAACUUACUUCAUUUACGUAUCAAUAUUUAUUUAUUUAUUUUAUUUAUUUAAUUUUAUGAUAAAAAGUCAAAUAAAUUUUAUUUAUUUCUUUUUAGUGGGCGGUAUUUUUACAUUUUAAAUGGAACUUUAAUAUAAAUUAUGAUUGUUAUGUUAAUCUAUGACUGUUUUAAAAAAAUAAAAUGUAUGGUAAAGUAAAUAA